AUGACAUCGCGAUAUCAACCAUUUGGUGUAGCGCUGGAACCUCGUAUCGAUUGGGCCGAAUCGGUCGAUGAACCGACCGAGCAGUCCUGCCUCAUUACAGCUAUUCUGGUCUUACUCUUCCCGCAGAGGAAGUUGGUCAGGAAGCACAAGCAGAAGAUCAGCUGGGAAAAGGCCAAGAAGAAGUUAGGAGACAACAUGCGUAAGCUGGGACCGGUCGAAGAAUCGGAUGAAGUUGUGGGUAAGACCAGUCGGGCAGAACACAAGUAA
Messenger RNA from Alternaria postmessia, 267 nucleotides. RefSeq lists its product as uncharacterized. The transcript has 2 exons. NCBI's taxonomy places the organism in Eukaryota, Fungi, Ascomycota, Dothideomycetes, Pleosporales, Pleosporaceae. Bases 1 to 267 code for a protein of 88 amino acids. The record is from RefSeq and is a predicted model, not a curated record.